GGGGUAAUUGUUUCACAAGAUAUGGUGGUAUCGAUCAUGCUAUAGAAAUAAUCUCCUAAACUGUGGCCCAAAGUGAAGUCAGAAAAGAUGAACUGACAUCGAUGGCGAAUUUAUUUUAGGAGAAAAUGUUUUAGAAGUACUGAAGUUGCAAUAUAUACUAGGAGUAAUUAAUUUCAACUUUAUCUGUGUACCCUAGCGUUGUCAGCUUAAUUCUUUAUUUUUUCUCACCAUUCAUUUACCGGAAAAAAACAAAUAAAUUGGUUGUUGAGUUCAACAUAUGGUAAAUGACUUUGGAUCCAAACUAAGUCCAUAUUGUUACGUAGAUGUGAUAGAACAUUCAAGAAGAAACAUCAAGUCAAUACAAAGGAGGGAAAAGAAAAAAUUGUAGUAGAAAAGAUCAAAAGUUGAAAAUAAUUAAAAUAAUAUUAGUAGCAUUGUUUUCUCAGACGGAAGAAGACAAUUGGAAGGAAACUUUUAUUGGGGAACAAAAGAAAAAGAGGGUGAACAACCCAAAGGUUGAUCUCUUAGUUGGUUGAGUUUUAUUGCUUUCUUUGAAUUGACAUAAUCAUCGUGGAAUAUUUUCAUAUUAGAGAGAGAUAUUCUGAAGUAGAUCAAAAACUAAACCUUCUUGCUAAUGGUGCAAAAGACUGUAUUGAAAGUUGAUGUUUCUUGUGAUAAAUGCAAGAAAAAGAUCCUCAAAGCAGUUUCAGGUCUGCCAGGUGUGGAAAAAGUUGAAAUUGAUGAAGCAAAGGGAACUUUGAGUGUAACCGGUGAUGCUGACCCAUACAAAGUCAUUGUGAGAUCAAGGAAAGCUGGGAAAUUUGCUGAGGUUGUCAGUAUUGGGCCUCCACCACCUCCUCCAAAACCAGAUGCAGCGAAAAAGCCUGAACUGAAACCCAAACCCAAACCCCAACCUCAACCCGAGCCCCAGCCCAUGGCCCAGAUCUAUGGUCCUCCCCCUCCCAUUAUGCCCCAAGUCUGCCCUUGCUGUCAGAGAUUACCACAUGUAGUUCACGUGACGCGUACGGAAGAACCCACACCACAAUGCUCUAUUUUGUAGUUACACAGGGACGGAUCUACCUUAUCGAAUGAAAACUUCAUGGUUACUCUUGUUGGCUUUUUUUUAUUCGUCUAUUCAAUUUUUUUCAAUUUUGUAGCUAUCAUAAAAGAAGAAGAUUUUGUAAAUUAUUCAUACAUAUGAAUUAUCAAUUGGCAAGAG
Capsicum annuum is the source of this 1219-nucleotide messenger RNA. Its product is annotated as heavy metal-associated isoprenylated plant protein 43. The transcript has 2 exons. The record is from RefSeq and is a predicted model, not a curated record. Bases 635 to 1060 code for a protein of 141 amino acids. Gene Ontology annotation, molecular function: metal ion binding. NCBI's taxonomy places the organism in Eukaryota, Viridiplantae, Streptophyta, Magnoliopsida, Solanales, Solanaceae.